Sphaerodactylus townsendi is the source of this 6283-nucleotide messenger RNA. RefSeq names its product MISP family member 3 (gene MISP3). Lineage: Eukaryota; Metazoa; Chordata; Lepidosauria; Squamata; Sphaerodactylidae. The record is from RefSeq and is a predicted model, not a curated record. The coding region runs from base 115 to 2787 and encodes 890 amino acids. The transcript is spliced from 4 exons.
AAGUAAUUGGCUCAGCGGCUGAGCAUAAAGUGCCGGGGAAGCACCUCCCGCUGGGGCAGACCCGGACAAAAGCCAAAGAGAGACAUUUGCAGGUUUUUCAAACGAUUGCUCUAAAUGGCCACAGAAACACUGUCCUGUCCUCCCGCUGCCACUGGGGAGGGCCACGGAGACACCCUUCUGGAAAGCCGGGAGAGCUCACAGGCAUCACAGGGGGAAAGCAGGGACAUGGCUAAAAAUAUUGCCUUGACUGGCUCACCAGAGGACUCCAGUGUCCCCGCUUGGGAUGAUGCCCUCAUUUCCUUUGCUGAGGACCCUGUGGUGGAAGAACCGUCCACCUCCGUGGGGAAGGAUGGCCGUUGUAAUGAAAGCGCCCUCUCUCCCCUCAGGUCUUCUGAGACAUUUAAAACCGCGGACAGUGACCAGGAGCCGAACAGCAGCCAUUUUGUUCUCCAGAGUAAGGAGCCAGAUCUUGUCCUGGAGCAACUUAAAACUGGUGAUAUUUCGAGUUUAUCACCACCCGGGGAGGAUGCUCGUGAUCCUGAGUGCCAAGACAAGACGCCGGAAGCCUUAUCAGAGGGGGUGGAUCCUGCAGAAACCUCAGCGCAGGUGACUGAAGGGGAAGAGGAAAGGCCUCCCAACUACUGUGAAAUCCAUCCAACUGACUCCUCGAAACAGUCGCAACCUUUGGACAUGCCGAGCGAACUGAGUCAAGGAGAUAAGGGAAACCUUUGUGUUGGUUACAGGGACAGCUUCCAAGUUCACUCAGAGCAACAGAAACCUGAUAGCAAUAUCUCGAGUCAACCGGGUGUCGGGGAAGAAAGUGGGGAGAUGAAUUCUCACGGCCAAACUCCGGGGGUUGCUCCAGAGUUUACAGAGCCAACAGAAGCGGCCGGAAGCCCCCAAGAAACUGCCCGCGAUGCAGAAAACGACCGGGACCACCUUCGACCCCGGCCCCCCAUCUUGUUGCUGCAGGAGGCGGAGUCUCCAAGGCAGGCUUUGGAGGGAAGCUGCAGCGACUCCCCCGGUCACGAUCCCAGCGGCGCUUCCUCUCCUGAGCCUCGAGGGGCAUCUGAUGCUGCCGACAUUCGGGCAGGCCUUCAGCCAGGUUGCCAAGAAAUGGCAGACACGGAAGAAGGGGAAAGAGCGCCAGUAGCUGCAGGGGAGGUUCCAGGGGACCCGAAGGGGCCAUUGUCGGAAGAGACCCCAGAGGAUAACUCCCAAGUGUGGGAGAAAGAGCUUGUUGCCCCAGGCAGGGAGUGUGUGGCAGUUGGUAGCUCCCAGGCCCUGGCAUUGGCAGACCCUCUGUCAGGCGCUGGCAUUUGUUGCCAGCAGAGGGCAGCUGGCACAGGUUGGGACACAUUUCCCGAGGCACGGGCACCUCUGUCUCCAGUGGCAACCAGUGACUCCCUUGGGCCUGCCCCUGGGGGUUUGGCUCCCGAAGGUGACAAGGAUGGGAGGGAGGGACCGAACGCUCCUGAAUCCCGGGCAGCCGGCAGCCGGAGCAAAGCUCUGGGGGAGGUUGGAACCGAAGCUGUUGUGGCAUCUCAGGGGGAAGAAGAGGCAGCCGGAAUCGCUGGGCCUGAAGGCACCGUCGGAGAGGCCGUGGGUGCCAAGUUCCUAGCCAGGGAGGUGCCCAGUGUGGAAAGUGGGACUGGUCUGAGUCCUGAAGACCCCUCAGAAGCCAUGGUCCUGGCUUGCUCCGAAGAGUCGCUUGACACCAGGCGUCAGGAAGACUCUCACAAUUUGUCCGGCACCCAAUAUCUGGCUUCCUCCUCUGAGGGGGCUGGCUCGCAGGCGAAACCUGGAGGGGGCGUAUUAUUCCAUUCUGCUGAUACUACAGACCUGGCGGGCACUACAGACCCUGCCUGCGCCACACCCUUUUUGGACGAACGGUCCGGGGCCGGUGGCCCACGCUGCUCCAUGGACUGGAUGGAAAAUGACGCCGGUAGCCCUGAAAACUAUUGCCCCACCGCCGAGACCCCCAUCGAGCGAGAGAUCCGUGUUCACCUGGAAAGAGAAGAGCUCUUGCGGCAGCAGAGGGGCCUGGCUGGCUCUCGGGGGCCCCAGGAGUAUGUCGAAGUGCAGAUCCGGUCCAUCCUGAGCCAGAGCGUGCCUCAGACCCCGCUGCCAAAGGAGAAGGAGCGCCAGUGGGCCGGGGCCCAAAUGCAGCGGGACAUCCAGCGAGAGUGUCAGCGGGAGGAGGACUUGGUGCAGCUGGGGAAGGUCCGGGGGGCCUAUGACCGUGGCACCCCGCAGGAGCUGCAGGAGAAGAAGAUGCUCUUUGAGCAGCAGGCUGCCCCAGGCCCCGGGACCCCCGUGAAGACGGUGGCUGGCAGCUCACAGGGGCACAAGGAGCGAUCCUGUGCUGAGGCCAAUGGUGUCCCCAGCCCGGUGGCCCCGGCUUCUGGUGCCCUGCCAGAGAGACCCUCUGCAGCCAACCCCUUCUUCUGUUUGCGGGCCAAAAGCCCCCAGUCUCUCCUGGAACGGGAGGUCCAAGAGGCCCAGGAGCGAGAAAGGGAACUGCAAAGGCAACGGCACAAGAUCUACGGUGCAGCGCUCCCCCGGCAACCGGAGGAAGCUUUGGAUCAAGAUGAGGAUGUCCCCUUCCAGCCAGAGAGACUGCCCUGCAAGAAACUGGAUGUCACCUGGCCCCCACCUAGCCUGCCUGAGCCCUGCCAGGUGAAUGGCCUGCACCAGCCGGAGAGAAGCCCCCGGAGUCGCCAGAAGAGUUCCUUAAUCCAGCGCUGGGAGUCUGGGACGGUUGGCAACCAGGAGAACCACGAUUAGGGCCCGGCCACGGCAAGAAGUGGACCAGGGCUGCAUCUUGAAAACUCACGAGGCUCCCUGAUGCCUUCCCUCAACCCUGCUUACCAAUGAACCACACCGGGCGCCCCGUGCCUCUGAUACCAGCCGCAGACGUCUCCAAGGACUUGGCAAAAAUGUUCAAAAGUGUUGUUGUGCAGCUCGUUUUAGUGCACCCGUUUAGAGUGGACGGAUUCUCCCAAGUCUCUCUGUGGAGUGCAGAGGGGGGAAUCAAGCUUGGUUCCAAGCAUUGGGGCUCACGUGAGUCCGUGUGCCUGAGUGGAUCCUCUGUCCAGGUCUGACAAUUAGCUGGUCCCAGAUGUCUGGGCAGAGGUGUAUCUCUGCCCAUGCUCAGAGAAGGGGUGUCAUCACAGGACCAGUGUCUGCCAGACUCCUUUGCACCCAUGGGGUCAUGUGAUGGCAAAUGUCCCUAAGCAGCGCCCAUUAAGUCACGUGGGGGGUGGAAAAUCGCCGCCACACUCCCCCCCCCCAUGCAAACAGCAAGUGGCCCCUCAGGGGGUGGCUCAGGUGCGAGCUGUAAGAGCCCGGCAGCCCCGCCCUCCCUGUCAGGCACGAGGACAGCCCCCACACCUGAUAGGGAGGCCAGGGAGGGCAGGAGGCCUGUGGCCCCGGCAGGCGGCUCAGGCACAAGGUGCAAGAGCCCGGUGGCCCCUGGUGAGGUGAGACAGCAAGCCUGAGGACGGCCCCCACGCCUGAUAGGGAGGCCCUGAGUGGGGCCAGGUGGGGGGGGGGCGCCCCUGAAAAACUCAGUUCUUGCUCCAGGCUCGGUGGGGGGGGGGGGACGCAGGUCUUACCCUGGGCUCCACUGGGGGGAACUCAGUUCUUGCCCCAGGCUCCAUUAUCUGUUGAUACGCCACCUCUCAAGCGUGAAGGCCAAGUCCAUCUGCAAAGUGCAGCCACCUGCUUGGAAUACUUCCUAUGAAAUCGCAAGAACAGGGAAAUAAGUCUUCCCGGCACUGUUUCCGUGCAGGAAAGCGGCUUGUGGGGAGGGCAGGGACCCUUCCUCCCCCUGUGGCGGCACUCCAAGCCUGCUGGGUUACAGUGAACUGGUUGCUGAUUAAUUAAAUACCCUAACAUAUGCUUUUGCCCUCGGUGGCCCUGUCCAAGUCUGAAGAAGGGACCUGUAGAACUUGAAAGCUUGCUACUGUGUCUGUAUCUCCAAGCGCAGGAUCCUGAGAACUGAACCGUUCCAAUUUUCUCUGUGAAAAUUUACAGCAACUUUGAUAUUGGACUCGUUGCCAGCCCACAUUUAAUUUGGGCUUUGCAUCUUUGAUUAUUAGCAUAUGGGCUAGCGAGUAGGACUGCCCGUUCUGGCUCAGGAAAUUCCUGUAGACCUGGGUGUAGAGUCUGGAGAUGGUAGAGCAUAGGGUGGAGACGGCCCUCGGGUGGAACGCGGUGCCUCAUAAUCUGUCUUCCAAAGCUCCCCUUUCCUCCCGGGAGAUCGGUUGCUCUAUUCUGGAGAUCAGCUGCGAUUCCAGGGAGAUCCCCUGGCCAUACCUGGAGGCUGGCAGCUGUAGCUAGCAGGGUCACACUCAGGAGAUCUGAAAAGGUUCUCUUGAUCAUUUACAAGGCAAAAUGACACUUUCAUGCAGGGCUAACUAACUACCAGCAAAGCUAGGCCCCAAGUGGAAAGGCAAAAGAGCCGCAAAAUGCAGGCAGUUACUUCCUGUCAUGUCUGCACAAACAUCAUUGACUGCACAUGGGCCCCAGCGGCUGGCCUCUGUGGUGUGGUAUAGUAGUUAAAGUUUCAGACUAGGAUCUGGAAGAACCAGGUUUGAAUUCCUGUUCUACCAUGGAAGCUCCCUGGAUGAUCAGGCCUGGCCUACCUCACACGAUAAUUGUGAGGAUAAAGUGAAUGAGAGGGAAAUGGCGAAAGAUGCUUUGGAUUCCCAUUAGAGGGGAAAUGGCAGGGUACACAUGUAAUAAACGAAUGUUCCGUGGAUCUUCUUGCCCGCUCGCAAUUGCCAGAAAUCAAAGAAGUAGAAGAAGAGAAAAUGUGCACAUUGUCUGGAUUUGCUGGCAGGCGGCCGAGCUCCACUUUCCUUCUUGUAGAGUUUCGCACAAAAGCAAAAGUGUUUCAGGGCAGGGGUGACAAAGUCCUGUUGUUGAUAAAUGAUGUACUGUGAAAAAACAUCUCGGUGUGCAGUGAGUCCGACAGGAUGGUCCUGGUGUUCCCAAAUCCGAGGCACCAGAGCCGUAGCGAGGGAAAACAGUGCCAGAGGCACACGUGUGCCCUGCGCCCUGCCAUGCCCCCGCCCACCCAGAACACCCCAGAAUGCCCACACACCCCCCGCCACGCCCCUGCAUGGCAGGCACCCAGGGCAAGACACCCCCUUGUCUCCUGGGUGCUACGCCACUGCAAGCCACUGUCUCAGGAAUGGAAGCCCUAUCCAACUUCCCCAAGCUGAGUAGUUGCAAGAAUUGUCGGCGAUCCGUCCACAAAGGGGUCUCUUUUGCCUUGAGUUGGGUCUCAGUCCUCAGCCUCGCCCAGACGCCACUGCUUUCCCCAUCCAGCUCCCAAGGGACCCAGAUUCCACUGAGGCAUCACGUCAGUCUCAAUUGUUAGAGCCAAGAUAACGGGUGCCGAUAGAGCUAGAUUAGAGCCCAGCACAGCCCCUUAGAGACCAAGGAGAUUUUGGGAGCGUGAGCUUGAAGUUCAUCGCCCCAAGACCCUGCUGGACUUGAACUUCUUCUACCUCUUCUCCUACAGGCCAACAUGGCUAAUCUCCUGAAACUACCUUCAUGACAGGUGCCAAAAGGUGUCUUUACUGAGGGGUGUGGCCCGCUGGCCAACUUGGGUGCUGCUGCCCAAGGGUGGCAGACGGGUUUGAAGCACGGGGCGUGAUUCGCUGGGAAGGUCAGCAGAAAUGCUACGGGCUCAGCCUGCCUCCAUCUUCAUUGGAGCGUGCCCCGUCUUCACUGGCAUGGGUGUCACCCUGGCAUACGUCUGUGGUAUCGCCUCUUUGGGCCAGGGUUGCUAAUUAUGGGCUGGAAAAUACCUGGAAAUUUGGGAAUAGAGCCUGGGGAAAGGCGUAGGUGGGGUAUAAUCAGUGGUGUAGCGCCAAGGGAGGGGGUGCAACGCACCGUGGUGGGGGUGUUCCGUGGCGGGGGCAUGGCAGGGACGCAGGGGGCAUGCCUGGUCCUGCCGCAGUUCCCCCUCGCUCCGGCCCUGGGUAUCAUUCCACAGAAUCCACCUUCCAGAGCUAUUUUCUGCAGGGGAACUCAUCGUUGUCAUCUGUGGAGCCGUUGUAAUACUGGAUGAUCUCUAUGCCCCACCUGGAAGUUGCAGAAAUUACUCAGUAAUUACUCAACCCUAUCUCCAUUACUCAGUAACGAAGCUGCUUAAUCGAUUGGGGGGGGGGAUAGGAUUUGUCUACUGUAGCAUUCUUUUUUCUAAGUAAUGGCAUUUCAGUGACUUAACGUGGCAUUUUAUACCCAAUAAAAUGUGAUCAAUGGGAAA